Cygnus olor (mute swan) is the source of this 7239-nucleotide messenger RNA. It is a transcript of the gene CELF2, whose product is annotated as CUGBP Elav-like family member 2. Gene Ontology annotation, molecular function: mRNA 3'-UTR binding. Gene Ontology annotation, cellular component: ribonucleoprotein complex; cytoplasm; nucleus. The record is from RefSeq and is a predicted model, not a curated record. Bases 147 to 1721 code for a protein of 524 amino acids. NCBI's taxonomy places the organism in Eukaryota, Metazoa, Chordata, Aves, Anseriformes, Anatidae. Gene Ontology annotation, biological process: mRNA splice site recognition; regulation of alternative mRNA splicing, via spliceosome. The transcript is spliced from 14 exons.
CUUAUCAGCUUGAGAAGGAGGAAGAGCUGUGCUGGGUUUGUUGUCAUUCCCACACUGAGUAGAGUACUUGCUGCUUUUGUGGUUAGGCUGCCCUGCCGUUUUCUUUUUUUGUUAUUAUUAAUAUUUUUAUUGUUAUUAUUAAUACAAUGGUGUCUAUAAUCUCUGACUUGGAUCCUCUGAAAGGCUGGAAAGUUUUAAGAGAGACUUCCACAGAGUUGUCUGGAGCAUUACCAAGUAACGGCACAGCUAACAAGAUGAAUGGAGCUUUGGAUCAUUCAGACCAACCAGACCCAGAUGCCAUUAAGAUGUUUGUUGGACAGAUUCCCCGUUCAUGGUCGGAAAAAGAGUUAAAAGAACUUUUUGAGCCUUACGGAGCUGUCUACCAGAUUAAUGUUCUCCGAGACAGAAGUCAGAACCCUCCCCAAAGUAAAGGUUGUUGUUUCGUAACAUUUUAUACAAGAAAAGCUGCUCUUGAGGCACAGAAUGCACUGCACAAUAUUAAAACUUUACCUGGGAUGCAUCAUCCUAUUCAGAUGAAACCCGCAGAUAGUGAAAAGUCCAAUGCUGUGGAAGACAGAAAAUUGUUCAUAGGAAUGGUUUCAAAGAAGUGUAAUGAGAAUGAUAUCAGGGUGAUGUUUUCACCGUUCGGCCAGAUAGAAGAAUGCCGAAUCCUUCGGGGACCUGAUGGGCUGAGCAGAGGCUGUGCGUUUGUCACAUUUUCUACAAGGGCAAUGGCACAGAAUGCAAUCAAAGCCAUGCACCAGUCUCAGACCAUGGAGGGCUGCUCUUCGCCAAUCGUGGUGAAGUUUGCUGACACCCAAAAGGACAAGGAGCAGCGGCGUUUGCAGCAGCAGUUGGCACAGCAGAUGCAACAGCUCAAUACUGCCACUUGGGGAAACCUCACAGGUCUUGGAGGACUCACACCACAAUAUCUAGCUCUUCUGCAGCAAGCAACUUCCUCCAGUAACUUGGGUGCCUUCAGCGGCAUUCAGCAAAUGGCCGGCAUGAACGCUUUACAAUUACAGAACUUGGCAACUUUAGCAGCUGCAGCAGCCGCCGCCCAAACCUCAGCUACCACCACCAAUGCAAAUCCUCUCUCCACAACGACUGGUGCUCUGGGAGCCCUCACAAGUCCUGUGGCUGCAUCAACUGCUAAUUCCACAGCUGGUGCGGCCAUGAAUUCUUUGACUUCUCUGGGUACUCUCCAAGGACUGGCUGGAGCCACUGUUGGACUGAAUAAUAUUAAUGCACUAGCAGGUACCGUAAACAGUAUGGCGGCCCUGAACGGAGGACUCGGCGCAACAGGCUUGACGAAUGGUACGGCCGGCACGAUGGACGCACUCACCCAGGCCUACUCAGGAAUCCAGCAGUACGCUGCGGCCGCACUGCCCACCUUGUACAGCCAGAGCUUGUUGCAGCAACAAAGCGCCGCGGGCAGCCAGAAGGAAGGUCCAGAAGGGGCAAACCUCUUUAUUUACCACCUCCCCCAGGAGUUCGGAGACCAGGACAUUCUGCAGAUGUUCAUGCCUUUUGGAAAUGUUAUCUCUGCUAAAGUCUUCAUUGACAAACAGACCAAUCUGAGCAAGUGCUUUGGUUUUGUUAGCUAUGACAAUCCAGUCUCUGCACAAGCUGCUAUCCAGGCUAUGAACGGCUUUCAGAUUGGCAUGAAACGCUUGAAGGUUCAGCUGAAACGCUCCAAAAAUGACAGCAAACCUUACUGAUCUUAACCCCAGAUGCUUACUGCUCUUAUUUUAGCUUUCUUAGGGUAAGUCCCAUGAGCAAACCUGUCCUCUGCAGGGGGGUUAAGAGAGAACAUAUAGCCAACCUUCACCAAGAGACAGUUAUUUUUACAGUUACCACUUCCAUUUCCCCACUUGUCCUUACUACACUUGGCUCCCAUUUCCUUGCCAAGUAAUUACUGAGUUGUGUUACUGUAUUUUGUUUUGCAGCAUAAUUUAUCUCCUUUUUAACAAAUAAACGUCUUGAAAUUCAAAGCAACACACACACACACAAAAAAAAUGUGCAAUUUAACUCUGUGAACCCUGGUGCCAUUAGCACACAAUAAAAGUUGUUUUGUAUGGUUGGAUCCUAUUUUACCAGGGUGGCACCAGCAGUUUAUAGGUUAAAGAAAAUGGCCUCAUGCCAGUUGAAGCACUUAUUUUGCAACAAGAAAAUUGAAACAAGUCUUUCCACUACAUCAACUUGUUUUUUGAGAAGAUUUGAUUUUUUUUUUCAGUUCAAAACAAUGUGUUGUUAUAUAUUAGUCUGAUUUUACACUGGUCGUCUUUAUAUUUCACUUUUUUUUAAGUUCUUGUUUUUUUGGAAAGGAUUAAUGUAAAAAAGAUUUAGAGAUCUGUUUCUAAAGCUACAGGGUUUAAAAUAAAAAUAAAAUAAAAUAAAAUGAGUGACAAUACUUGAUGUUUCUUGAGAGAUAAAUUUAAUAAUAAUAAAAAAGAAAGCCACAGGCCUGUAAAUUUUAUUUGUAAAAAGCAUUUCUAUUUUUAUACAAAAUUUUUACUGCCUCAGAAAUAAUGGAAGUUAUUUAUUGCCUAUUGUUAACUUAUUGGAUACCUAAAGAGCAGCUCUCUAUGCUAGCUAGAUCCUUUGAAGUAGUCUCUAGAGUAAUUGUGCCAAGAAUGGGCGCUUUUUCACUGUUGAACCCUACACCCUUUACAGUUCAUGCUUUUAUCCUCUUGUUUGUAUUUGUCUGGUUAUUUUGUUCGUAGUUUCCAUUACCUAGUUUAAAGUUCAGUUGUCUGACCUUUUUUUCCCUCCCCGUACCUUUAUGUUACAUUUGUAGAAACUGGUUCUUUCCUCUCUUUUCUCCCCAAAGACGAAUCCAUUCUCUCUGACUCCUUUCAGAUGGAUUCUUUUGGGGUUCCAUUGUGCUGUUGUUGACAAGUAUUGUAAGUUAAUGCAAAUUAUGUGAACAGCUCAUAGACUCUACUGACAAAAGAUUUGCAUUAGUUUUCUCCUGCACCCAUAAAAGUGAUUUUGUUUGUGCUGCAUAGAUUCUAUGUAACUUUUUUCCUCUUCCUUGUUUUUUCCCUAGACAUCUCCAUGCCCGUUAGCCCAUCGUUUGCCUAGCAUGUCCCUGUGGCGUCUCAAAAAAAAAAAAAAAGUUUCAUCGUCCCGUCAUUGUUUCUGAUGUCUUUCUGACCUCACAUCAUAUUUGGUUCUCCUACUGACCUUUGAUCUAGUUUGACCUUUGAAAUUUGCAUGUGACCUCAUCUAGCUAUGAAUUCUGGGAAGUCAAUGUGAAAAAACAUUGCUGCAUUCAUGCAAGACUGAAAUUUAUUAUUAGAUAAAUUAAUGAUAGGAUUUAAAAACAACCUGUGGCAAAAUGUUUUUUCUUUCUUUCCUUUUUUGUUUUUCUUUUUUCCUUUGUUCUAUUUUUUUUUCAUUUCGUAAAAAAAAAUAAAAAAAAAAAACAGACUUGAAAGUAUUAUACAGGGAUUGGCAUUCUGCCUGGUCACUGGUGACAAUAGCAAUAUGUGUCCAGAGGCACAGAAUGUUGGUUUCUAACAGACUACUUCCAAAACAGUUUGAGAAAUAAAACUGUCUGAUUUUAAGUCUCUAGAGGUCUGUAAUAGUUUUUACAUUUUUCAGGCAGUGUAAAGUUUUUUGAUAAGGCCAUUUUAGGUGGCUCACUUUCUCAUUAAAGUAUAUAUAUAGAACCACUUUUUGUAGAUUAGUAUAAGAAAAUAUUUACCCUGUUUUAGGGCAAAUGCUACCUACUUGUGUCACCUUUUGCUGAACUGACUCACAGUUAGACAAUCCAUGGUUUAAUGCACAUGAAAUUACCUAUAUUUUAUACUGUUUCAAUGUACAGAAGAAAGGUUACUGUAAAAUGUGUUACGUUGGUGCUUCUGUGAAUUAAGUUGUGGUUUCAUCAUGAGUCUUAUGGUCUUAAGUGUUCUAUGUUUAUAAAGACAAGUUUAAAAUUGGUUUACUUGAAGAACAAGAACAAAAACAAGAUUCAAAAAAAAAAAGAAAAAAAAAAGUUGUUUGCUUAAAAAAAUGAAUUUCAUGUGAAAAAUUAAAAAAUAUUCCAGAAUAAGUUUGUGUUGGCUUGUGACGCAUUGAUGUCAUUUUUUUAUUGUGAACAAUUUAGAUGUGUUUGUGUUCAGCAAAAUGUGAUCGGUUUUUCUUUUAAAGAAAAAAAAAAUCAGUGAAACUAUAGUGCCAAAUUCCAAAGGUACUUUCUUCCUAGAGCUUCAGUGUGUUUCUUGUGUGAAGUAAUUUGAUAACAUGGGUAUUUUAUUAUGUGUUUUGUAUAAAUCCCUAAUAUUUAAAGAAAAAGAGGUUAAAAAGUUUGUUAACUUGCUAUCCUGUGGUCUUGUUGCCUGAAAUUGUUAUUGUUUGUUAUUUCUCUUUGAUGUUUUUUGUAAAACAUUGUAUAAGUGCCCAUGUUUCACUUUUUUAACCACUCUGCACACAUCAAUGCUGUGAAAGCAAACCUCACAAUGUAUUUUCUUCAUAUUGUAUGGAAACCUCUAAGGUGAGAAAGUUUUGAACUUUUAACCCUUUCCACCCAGAGCUGUCUUGAGUGUUAAUACCUUUUAUACAUUCACCAUUUUGCUGUUUAUUUUUAUAUAUAUAUCUAUAUCUAUAAAUAUAUAUAUACUUAGUUUUUUGUGGUUUAUUUAAUACAUGGUUGAAAUCAGAACAAUGCACAGGGCAGAUCUGAAGGACAAAAAUAUUUUACUGCUGUCUAAAUUUCUUCUGUAUCUAUAACUAAAAUUAUUUAAAACAGUAAUUAACUUGUGGUUUUCCUUUUUAGAUUUUGGGGAUUUUGUCUUUUCUUAAAGAGCUUUUAAUAUGCUGCUGGAAUAUGCUAUUCAGUAUUAAUAAAAUAAAAGAAAAAUAAAACAAUUCUUUAAUUAUCUAUUGUGUGAACCACUCCCAGAAAGGAGUGGUAAAUCCACCAUUUGAAAAUCGUGAGGAGAAAAAAAAAAUAUUUUUGUAAUUUAAAUAAAUGAACUUUUGCUUAAAUCAGAUGCACUAGAUCUUCCUGGGUGAAAAUUCAGCGUGCACUGCAGUUAAACUACUUUUUAUGGACAAAGUUUACAUACACUGUAAUGUUUGGUGUUAUCUGCCAUUAUCUGUAACGGCAAUAUAUUGGCUUACUCCUGCAGACACUCGUAUAGAGAGGAGUAACUUUACUCGUACAAGUAGUCCAUGGGAAUACGUAUGUGACUGAUGUGGGUGUUUGCUGGAGGAAGCUGUAAGGAGCCAGAAAAGAGAUGCUGGUAGCCCUUUCACUGCCUUGUAAGUCUGAUUAGAUCGCAUUUCUACCGCACACGUAGUGACCAACAACCAAAUUUGGUUCUUUGCUACCGGUAUAGCAAAUUCAUUGCCAAUCCAAUGCGUGUGAGCAGCAGUAUCUGCUACUGAUGAUAAAGUGCCAUACCUUCUUCCUAUUUCUGAUUAUAUUCGAAGUCACCUAAAAUUAAAAACGAAGCCCUAUAUGAACAACAUCAGCUGGUGCACUCUUGUCUCUCAUCCCCAACUUAAAUGCUUCUUUAUGUAAAGCCCUGGGAUGGAAAGGACUAGCCUCUAGUGAUGCAAAAAAGUUUCCUUCUUAUAGCACAUGCACUUAUAAAUAAGUGAUCUAUACUUUUCUCAUGUUUUUACUACUGCUGGGGCCUUCCUACACCCUUUGAGGGCUAUUUUGUACUACUUGCAGCGAUUUUGCAUAUUCAAAGUAUCAUCUCACGUACGUUAUAUUAUAUAUAUGUACAUAUAUAUAUAAUAUGAGAUCAUCAUUUGGAUUGUUUAGACUGUUUCACUAAUUUAUCCUCAUUGUACCCACCGUAUAAAUUUCCAAAGCUUUUUUAGAUGCCCUAGUGUGUCCUGCAGGUUUACCAGCCUAGUGAGAGUGGUGACGUCUUUGGUCAUCGGGCAGUGUAAUUUGGUAUCGGCCGCAGACCCGGGCGGUUGCCCCAAAUUACACUACACGAGACAUUGGCUUAGCAGUGGAAGAGGAGGAACAGUUCAGGAUUUCCAGGCAACUGAGAUGGGUCCAUCUUGAAAUUUAUUUAUUUUUUAAAUCAAAUAUAAAAAUGACAACCCAAACAUACACCUCCUCGGAGACAAAUUAUCUACCAGUUCUCUUUCAAAAUAUUGAAAGGAAAAAGCUGCAAGGGUGCAAGGGCCUAAUAAGAGAGGAAGAAAAACAAGGGAAAUUGCUUUACAAAAUUCUAAUCAAAAGACUAGACUAGUUGCUUUUUUUCAAACAAAUUAGCUAAUUGUGAUGAAAUGGCAGUCCUCAAAGGAGUAACAAGUUCAUCUUUCUUUCACCAUAGGGGUUACAGUUCCUUGGCUUGUGCUACUCUGGAAUCAUUUUACUGUUUCUGUUUUUAUUAUCUUAAGUGCUAAUUAACGAAAGGAAAAAAUAUCCUGUAGUUUCAUUACCUUUUUGGAUAAUGUCAUACAAAAAAAAAAAAAAGAAAACGAAAAAAAAACUAUGUAUUUGUGUUUUUUUUGUGCUGUGAGAAUUGUUGUUUGUAGAUUAAUAAUACUAUCAUUUUGUUUAGAAUUACAAACUAGUUUUUAAGUAUUGUCUGAGAAAAGCCAAAGUUAAUGCAAUCUAGUGGAAACUGUAAGACCAUUUGAGUAUUGUUUCUGUUUUAUUGAUGCAUUUGGAUUUUGUUGUUUGAUGGAAUUUGAGCCAAAAAAAAAAAAAAGAACAAGAAAAAAAAAAAAAAGCAGGCUUUCCUAUUUCUACAACCUGACUGUACUUAUGCAUUUUGUACCAGUGGAACUUUUUAUACUGGAGAUUAAAAACAAAUGGAAAUUUUUGUGGCUUACUCUUGUGGGCCCCCUCGAUCAUGACUGAUUUUCAAGUUUGAUUUCUGGAUGGUAGAAAGAGAGUUGGUUUUGUUUAGAGAAUUAAAAACUUUGGCUUGAUUUCUUUUUUUCCCUUUGCUUAUAUCUAGUGUUUAGAAUUUUGUCUUAACAAAAGCGGUAAGUUUCACUUUUUAUUCUGUAUCGUGCAGUUACACAAUAAGGUAAUUAGAAUUAGGAGUACUCGGUCACUUUGCGUGGAUAAAUGUAUUAGUUAAAACGUUAGGGGUUUGCUUUUUUGCUGUUUAGAUCAGAGUUUUUUCUGAUUCUUCUGUCCUCAUUGUGAACAUAACCGUGUAGUUGAAACAGUCAGACUUAUUUUUGUAACGUAUGUUAUUGUGUGAUGCAGUUUUUUGCUUCUGUCUCCAAUAUUAAACCAUUUUCCUAAUA